Messenger RNA from Planococcus citri (citrus mealybug), 3470 nucleotides. RefSeq lists its product as uncharacterized. The transcript has 11 exons. Bases 225 to 1946 code for a protein of 573 amino acids. The record is from RefSeq and is a predicted model, not a curated record. NCBI's taxonomy places the organism in Eukaryota, Metazoa, Arthropoda, Insecta, Hemiptera, Pseudococcidae.
GCACCAUUUCCAGUUCUUCAGUUCUCCAGUAUUACCCGCGAUGUACUGACGCUUGCUUUUAUUCGGAUAAUUUCAAGAUUUAUAUCGGAUGAAGUAAUACGUGCAAGUGUGUAAAAUAACUUUCGUGUUUUUUUUUCAAGGUAGCCUGCUUACUUACUUAUCUGUAUUUUAACUUAUAGAAUACGAAAUUUACGUGAAUAGUCGUACCUAUCUACGAUUUGAUUAUGACCAGUUUCAUACAUUGUGGUUUUUUUUUUGCGAUUUUGAAUAUCUACAGUGGUCAGAGAACGCAUGAAAUUUAUCGAUCGGCACUAUUUGCAAGACCAGAAACUAUUCAAAGAGCCGAUGAAUUGUACAAAAAAGUUUCUCAGAACGUGACAACUCCAAUGGAUAAAACAGUCGAACAUAUCCUGCAAUGGCUUCAAUCCAGAUUUGACCAAAAAAGUCGGAACGCUCGGGAGGAAGAUUCAAAUACGUUGAAAGAUUAUAAUAAAAAUCCCAAUUACACGCUGAAACCGCAGCCAUUUACAUUAACAAAAUCAUAUUAUGAAAAUUCCAAUGAUGGUUAUCCGAUCUAUGAAACACAUCCGACACCUUCAUUUUAUCCUUACAACCAAAAUCAAAAUCAGUUCCAAACCACAGUCACCUCAGAGUCCCCUAAUAAUUUGUUGAAUACUUCUGAUCCUCAAUUUUCUUAUUCGUCUCCAGAAAAUAAUACUGAUGUUACUGCAGUUAAUAAUGUAAUCAACAACUAUCCCACAUAUACCGGAUCAAUAGUGGAUGAAUUAACAACUGUUGCGUCUGUAUUGAAUGAUUCAUUUUUGAAACAGGAAGACAAUUAUUCCUCUAACGAACUCGAGCUGUCAAUGGUUAAUCAUCCGCCUCAUGUACAUUCUGUGGACGUGCAAUGCUCUAAAGAUAAAAUGGUUAUCAAUUUAGAAUUUAACGACAUUUUUAAUGGAAUCAUUUAUUCAAAAGGAUAUUACAACGAUCCAAACUGCCAUUACGUCACAAAGAAUUCUGGUCAGAGAAAAUAUUCUUUUAUUGUACAGUUGAACUCUUGCGGUACUCAGUUUGUGGACGAAUUUUAUAAAGGAAAGCAAGCAUUUUUGGAGAAUGUGUUAGUUCUACAAAACGAACCUGGAAUACAAGAGGUGUGGGACGUGAUUAGAAGCGUUAGAUGUUUGUGGGAAGGAAACAUUAAGCAAACACUGUCCGCGGGAUUGAAUGUUGAGACAUUGAAUCAAGAUAUUCUAACUUUCAGCGGUGAUAUGAUUGCAGCGAGGCUUGAAAUACAGGUGGGGAAAGGUCCGAAUGCGCCUGCCGCCAACGGUUUAGUUAAGAUUGGAGAAACAAUGACUCUUGUUGUAACAGUGGAUGGUGAUUCUGCAUUUGAUAUUUUAGUAAGAAGUUGUACGGCGACGGAUGGAAAUCCAAAUUCUGGAAAUUUUAUUGAAUUAACGGAUGAUCAAGGAUGUAUUUUGAAACCGAAACUAUUUGGAAAUUUUCAAAUGUUGAAGAACUCUGAUACAAAUAAACCAAGUGUUGUAGCAUUUGCUAAUUUUCAGGCAUUCAAGUUCCCAGAUGUUAUGGACUUAUUAAUCGAAUGCAAUGUUGAAUUAUGUAAAAGCCAGUGCCAAAGUUGUUCACAACAGAGUGAAGAGCCUGUUCGUCAGAAAAGAUUGGUGAAUGAUGGUAAUUUAUAUGUGAUGAAUACCACAAAGUUUCUUAGCGAAAAACUACACGUAUUCAGUCCUGACGACAUAAAAUUUGUGACAUCCAGUUUGAGCAAUAAUUUUAAUGAAGGUGAUCAAGUUUGCUUUUCAACGACAACGCUGUAUCUUCAAAAUACUAUUACCAUAAUGUUUUUCUUUACCAGCUGUGUUAUUAUCAUUUGUUUUUGGUUGAAGCUGAAAAAAUUGACUGAGAAAACAAUUUUCUAUUGAAGCAAAGCGCUAACUUUGUUUGUGUGAUGUGUGAUAUGUAUAACAACCGUAGGCAUACGCUCUGUUCAUUAGUUUGGACUUCUGUUACUCAUGAGUAGUACGUGCGUGAUUGAUAAUUGUUAAUUCAGUUUUGUAGAUCUCAAAAAGUUGAUUGUAAUCUAGAAUAUUAUGCGUGUAAGUUAACCCUGCGUUACUCGCAUCAUGAAGGAGAAGCUGCGGGUAAGUCGCAUCACUGAGGAAAUCUCCGGGUCAUACUCAUGGGGACUCGGAACUUUGUUCAGGGGCGUGGAAAUUUGUUAGCGGCACGAUCCCGAGGUUUACUCCAGGAUGCGAGUGGGUUGGUGAAAAUUGAACGUUUUAAAUUGCACGCGCGAAAUUUCACGUUUACAAUAGUUGAACGUGUACGAUAAUUCAACAUAUCUACGAAAGUUGAAAAUAUCAAGUAUUUUACCGCAUUUCAAUUCGGUUCCUGUUUUCAUGCUCCUCAUCCUGUUUUAUCUUAGAUUCGGCUACUCAAAUGCGAGUUGUGCACUGUGCAGUUGUAAAUUUUUUCAUUUUUCAUAGCAAAUUUUGAGAUACCUACCAAUCGAAAAUUUGCCAAAAAAUCAAAAAAUGAACAUCUGCUCAAAAUUUGAUUCGGCGACGUGGAUGAUGAAUUUUUUCAGUGAGCCAAAUUUCCGAUCAAUCAAAAAAUGAUCAAGUUGCAAAAAAUUAAAAAAAAUAGGUGAUAAAUUUGCGACUUUUUAAAGAAAUUUUUUGAAAAAAACAAACCAAUUCGAAUACUUGUAACUAUGACAUGACUGAGUAUUUCAUAUGUACCAAUCCUGUCAACUCAAAAACAACCAACAUUUGGGAAGUUGUGUAGCAUCCAGCGAGGUUUUAUUUUUACUUAAUAAUUUCAAUGAUCUCUGGAAGACCAGAAAUCAGGUUUGGAAAAUGUAACUUCGGUUAGAUGAAUGCCUACUGAGGACCUUCUGGGCUGUUUAUAUAGCCCACUAUUGUGAAAUUUCAGGCAUGUCUUUUGAAAAAUGAAUUAUUUGAUUGAUAAUUUUAUUGAUCUACCUACCUACUUGUGUAUUACUUAUUGUGCAAAAAUUCACUUUUCAACGAAUGUGCAUUACAUGGAAUGAUCUAGCGGAUUUUCAAAUCAUUGUAAAAGUGCAAUAUUUCGCGCGUGCAAUUUCGAACGUAUCUACCUACCUACAAUGCCAUGUCAAACGUGCAAUUUUCCUGUUCCCCAGGCGAGUAAAAAUUGAUGAGAGUAGUACAGGGUUAAAAAACCUAUAAGUACAUAUGUACAUGUUAUAGUAAUAGUAAAUACAAGAUUUCCGAUUUUGAACACGCUAAUAAAGGAACAUCAUUGUUGAAUGAUCAAUGAGUGUAAGUGCUCAGUACUGUAUUAUUAUUAUACCCUCCUUAUUAGAUAACGUUAAUUGUUAAACAGAAACCGAUUCAAAAGGAUGUUCUUUGCGUAUUUUCCCUACCUAUUCUUGGAAUACAUGAUUAUGAACACUACCGUUUCAA